GUUCUAAAAUGUCGAGAACAAAGAUCCUCAUCGUUGGUUGCGGAGCUGUUGGCCUGACGCAGGGACAUAUUCUCUCUUCCGGCGCCGACAUCACAUAUCUUGUACGACCUGGCCGCACUUCAGCGUUCAAAGGACCCAAGAAACUUUACGACUACAAAGAGAACAUACUCCGCACCUUUGAACACUACCGGAUUAUCGAAUCGCCGAACGAAGUUGCUGACGAGGAAUUCUUCUGCGUCCUCGACACGCUAGACGGGCACACUGCGCGCUCUGAAUCCGGCCAAGCCACAAUCAAAGCUGUGGGCGAUUUAAUCCGCGACCAUCCCUCGACUUUUGUCCUCUUCGGUGCUAUGGGAAUCGACAUGGUAGAUUACUACGCCAGCACAAUGAAAAUCUCUAAAGAGCGACUUAACUUCUGCGGAAGUAUACUCGCGCACCAGCCAACAAAAAGCAUCCCGAUCCCCGCCUCUGCCGACGCCAGCUUGAUCGCUCAAGCCGACAUACUGUUCUCAUACAACACCGGAAAUUAUGGAAUGACCUUGAUUAACACGAACCCAAAACUUGUCAAAGCGUUCAGCGACGUGUACAAUAAGCACCCAAAACUACGCGUUAGGGCCAUGCCAGCUUUCUUGGAAUCAUCCGGUCUUAUUAUGGUCGUAAUGGUGCAGCUGAUGGCAGAAAGUAUAGACGGGUGGCGCACGCUGCCGAGACUCCGCGAAAAUACAGAGGUGUGGAAUCUAAUGCUCAGGGCGCAAGCUGAGAUGUUUAGCCUGCCACGAUAUGGCUGGACGGGAAAGCUGAUGGCAAUGCUGUUUGGAUCGUGGGUUACGGCGAGGUUCAUGGAGAUGCCGGUUAAGGAUGCGCUACCGUUGCAGUGGCAUGAGUUCAAUGCUUUUCAUCAUGGCAGUAAGGUUGUCAAGCAAAAUCUCAUGUUGCUCGAAGAGUUGAUUGCCGAGGGGGAGAAGGAGGAACACAAGAUGGUUGCGCUGCGCGAGCUUGUAAAGAGGGCAAGGGAGAAGGCAAAAGAUGUAAACAAUGUAUCUUAGUGUAAAAUUAGCAAGGCACAAUUCUCGAGAAAGCCGCACAGGAUGUUAUUAUAGAUAAUACUACACAAGAAGAGCAAGAGUAUACAAAAGACUUCGUGAGUGUAGUCUCUAUACUUCUUUAAGCGUCUCUACUCUUUUACAAUACUUAAGAAGAACUUACAUAAGACUAAGAUAGUGCUAUAAUAUAUGCAAUAUUUUAGUUAGUAGGGCUAUAGAAUAGAAGAUCUCCUAACACUCAUACCUUACUUAAGUUACCCACCUAACUACUAAUCCGCCGGUAUCUUGCUUGUAUAUCGUUG
Messenger RNA from Alternaria rosae, 1345 nucleotides. RefSeq lists its product as uncharacterized. The record is from RefSeq and is a predicted model, not a curated record. The transcript has a single exon. Lineage: Eukaryota; Fungi; Ascomycota; Dothideomycetes; Pleosporales; Pleosporaceae. The coding region runs from base 9 to 1046 and encodes 345 amino acids.